AUGACCAGCGCGCCGCACCAGCGCCGCUCUGCCGGCCCUCCCGCCGCCGCCGCCGGCCCGGGCGCCGGGGCCGGCCCGGGGCCCGACGAGGACUCCGAGUCCCGGGAGAAGAUGCUGCGGCGGCGGAACGGCGGCGGCGGCGGCGGCGGCGACGGGCGCGGGGACGACGAGGGCGUGACCCUGCAGCGCUCCAUCACGCUGCUCAACGGCGUGGCCAUCAUCCUGGGCACCAUCAUCGGCUCGGGCAUCUUCGUGGCGCCCACGGGCGUGCUAAAGGAGGCCGGCUCGCCCGGCCUGGCGCUCGUCGUGUGGGCCGCCUGCGGCGUCUUCUCCAUCGUGGGCGCGCUCUGCUACGCCGAGCUGGGCACCACCAUCACCAAGUCCGGCGGCGACUACGCGUACAUGCUCGAGGUCUACGGGCCGCUGCCUGCCUUCCUCAAGCUCUGGGUGGAGCUGCUCAUCAUCCGGCCCUCGUCGCAGUACAUCGUGGCGCUCGUCUUCGCCACGUACCUGCUCAAGCCGCUCUUCCCCAGCUGCCCGGUGCCCGAGGACGCGGCCAAGCUGGUGGCCUGCCUCUGCGUGCUGUUACUUACAGCGGUGAAUUGUUACAGCGUGAAGGCCGCUACUCGGGUCCAGGAUGCGUUUGCUGCAGCAAAACUGCUGGCUUUGGCCUUGAUCAUUCUUCUUGGCUUCAUUCAAAUUGGAAAGGGAGAGGUCUCCAAUUUGAGCCCCCAGUUAUCAUUCGAAGGCACCAAUUUAGAUGUUGGGAACAUAGUGUUGGCGUUAUACAGCGGCCUCUUCGCCUACGGUGGCUGGAAUUAUUUGAAUUUUGUCACAGAGGAGAUGAUAAACCCUUACAGAAAUUUGCCCCUGGCCAUCAUCAUUUCGCUUCCUCUGGUCACCUUAGUGUACGUCCUAACAAACCUGGCUUACUUCACCACCUUGUCCACCGAGCAGAUGCUGAGUUCAGAAGCUGUGGCCGUGGACUUUGGAAACUAUCACCUGGGCGUCAUGUCCUGGAUCAUCCCUGUCUUCGUGGGCUUGUCAUGCUUUGGAUCAGUCAAUGGCUCACUUUUCACCUCCUCCAGGUUGUUUUUUGUAGGCUCCAGGGAGGGCCACUUGCCUUCUAUCCUUUCCAUGAUCCACCCCAAGAACCUCACUCCUGUGCCAUCACUCGUAUUCACGUGCGCCAUGACCCUGCUCUACGCUUUCUCCAAUGACAUCUUCUCCGUCAUCAAUUUCUUCAGUUUCUUCAACUGGCUUUGUGUGGCCCUGGCCAUCAUCGGGAUGAUGUGGCUCCGUUUUAAGAAGCCAGAAUUGAACAGACCCAUAAAGGUGAACCUCGUCUUGCCUGUCUUUUUCAUACUGGCCUGCCUGUUCCUGAUAGCUGUCUCUUUUUGGAAAACUCCGGUGGAGUGCGCAAUCGGCUUUGUCAUCAUCCUCACGGGAAUUCCGAUUUAUUUCAUCGGCGUUUGGUGGCAGAACAAACCCAAGUGGCUGCUUCAAGGCAUCUUUUGCACGACAGUCCUGUGCCAGAAGCUCAUGGAGGUGGUUCCGCAGGAGUCCUGAGUACAGUAACCCUUUAAGAGGGAACACACAGAGGUCACUUGGAAAGAACACACCCACCCAUUCCUUCAGAAAGACAAACGAGUGAGCCCGGCGACGUCCACGCCCUCAUCCCAUCCUCCCGACGGCCUGGCCAGAGUUGCCAUGCCGGCCUUCUCUCUUCCUCUGCUUGAGCCCGGCAGCUUUGAAAGACAGACCCGCGGUACAAAUGAAUCUCUCCUGGAUACCUCCUCAGGACCCCCAGACGGGGCAGGGAACAAGUUGCUGAAUUAGGCAUUAAGACUUUGGAUUGGUGACUGAAAGCUAGAUGUUAUUUUUGGGGAGUUUUUUUGUUUUCCUUCAUUUUAUUUUAUUUUUAACUUAAGGUUCAGUCUAGUAAAUGCCGGCGAUACGAUUUCUUUUUACGAGUGAGAAUAUUAUUUUUUCAAUGCUGCCAACUGUACCCACGUACCUCUGGAUGGCAUGACACAUUGACUCCAGUUCAAGCAGCACUCCUUUGUCGACCUUUCUCCAGUGGUCUCGCAACUUUGGAGAAGGGGGUCUUCCGAAGACCAGACACUCCAGGGCACAAGUGGACAGAACUACUGAGACUUGAUACAAUGUUGAUUUGAAAUGGGGGCCUGCACUGAUGCCCACGGAGGGUCUGCUUCCGCUCCUCAUUUUGUGUUACCGCACAAUGAUGUUGGGUUGUUGGUUUGUGGUUUUUUAAGUUGUCAUAAAUGGAGCUAGUUCAAACUGAA
Molecule: messenger RNA, 2306 nt
Organism: Phascolarctos cinereus (koala)
Lineage: Eukaryota; Metazoa; Chordata; Mammalia; Diprotodontia; Phascolarctidae
Gene: SLC7A5
Product: solute carrier family 7 member 5
Biological process (GO): amino acid transmembrane transport; neutral amino acid transport
Cellular component (GO): membrane
Molecular function (GO): neutral L-amino acid transmembrane transporter activity; L-amino acid transmembrane transporter activity
Source: RefSeq, a predicted model, not a curated record